Talaromyces rugulosus is the source of this 519-nucleotide messenger RNA. RefSeq lists its product as uncharacterized. Bases 1 to 519 code for a protein of 172 amino acids. The record is from RefSeq and is a predicted model, not a curated record. Lineage: Eukaryota; Fungi; Ascomycota; Eurotiomycetes; Eurotiales; Trichocomaceae. The transcript has 3 exons.
AUGGUUAAGCCCGACGACUUCUGGCCUGCGUCCCAGACGCCUUUCGUCAUCCAACCACAAGAGCGAAUUCAGCAGCUCAAAAAGUAUCUCGAAGACCCGAGUUGCGAAACACAGAAAUCGAAUCUACUUGCGCUGAUAGAAAUGUACGGCACCAAAAGGCUUCCUCCACUGGCGUCUAGUGCGCCAAAGUUUUAUGUUUGCGAGGGCAAGGUGAUGGAAAAUCCCCCGAGUGACGAAAACCCUCCCCCAGCGGGGUGUGCCAUAUGGGCAGAGGGGAUCAGCACGCAGAUGCACGGCACGGAGCUCUCUGCCGCGACAGGUGAAUUGCACCCAGCCAAACUCGCCUUGCAAAUGGCUAUUCAGAACGUUCCACCGCGGGGUAGGUUAGAAGCCGUCGAUCUAUGUCAGGCGUAUGUUCAGACGGGCACCAUCGGAGACUCGUUGAGGGCGAUUAUGGUCGCCCCUUGGAGAAAGGAGGGAUGGAACGAGUUCAGCCAAACUCUGUCAGACAUUGCAUGA